AAGGAAACACGCUCCGUCUUUUACCAUGGUCUGACCAACUAUCGCCAAUUUGCUUACCCGGACGAUGAGUUGCGACCACUCUCGUGCUCCCCCUUGACACGCGACCGUGCCAAUCCUGCUCACAUCGAGGUCAAUGAUGUCCUAGGCAAUUACUCGCUUUCCGUUGUAGACAGUCUAUCUACUCUUGCCAUUCUCGCUUCAGAUCCCCUCUCCGACACCGACGACUACAACGCCCUGCAUGACUUUCAGCAUUAUGUCGGCUUGGUCGUAGAAGAGUAUGGAGAUGGCUCGCCUGGUCCUGCUGGUCAGGGUCGGCGUGCAAGAGGCUUUGAUUUGGACAGCAAAGUCCAAGUCUUUGAAACUACAAUUCGUGGCUUGGGCGGCCUGCUGAGUGCCCAUCUUUUUGCCAUUGGCGAAUUGCCCAUUCGUGGCUAUGAACCUGACAUCAGAGACGAUGGAAUCCACUGGCCGAAAGGCUUCGUCUACAACGGCCAGUUGUUGCGGCUUGCUCAGGAUCUGGGCGAGCGACUACUACCCGCUUUCCACACCCCGACUGGACUGCCUUACCCUAGAGUCAAUCUUCGCUACGGCACUCCUUUCUACGAGAAUUCACCUCUAAACAAUGAUCCGGAGCAUGGACAGUGUGACAAAACUCAGAAGCCAAAGGGCGCUCGUGAGAUCACAGAAACAUGCAGUGCUGGCGCUGGUAGUCUGGUGCUCGAGUUCACUACUCUGUCCCGUCUGACUAAUGAUGAUCGUUUCGAACGUCUGGCUAAACGUGCUUUCUGGGCCGUCUGGGAACGACGGAGUGCUUCUGGUCUGAUUGGUGCUGGCAUUGAUGCAGAGACUGGCGCUUGGGUUGGCCCUUGGACUGGUAUUGGGGCUGGCAUCGACAGCUUCUUUGAAUAUGCCUUCAAGUCGCAUGUCUUACUAUCUGCUCUGGAAGAGAAAUCAUACAAUGCCACUGAAGAUUCUCCGGAGGCCUUUCUGCAGACCUGGAAAGAUGCACAUUCUGCCAUCAUGCGACAUGUCUACCGUGACGCCUACUUCACGCAUCCACACUACGCCCAGAACGAUUUGUACACGGGAGGGCCACGGCUUACUUGGAUAGACAGUCUGAGUGCUUACUAUCCUGGUCUCCUGGUUCUUGCUGGUGAACUCGAUGAGGCCGUUACUGCUCAUCUUCUAUACACUGCUCUAUGGUCGAGAUAUGGUGCUCUGCCUGAAAGGUGGGAUGCAACUACCGGCGCUAUUCAUGGUGGUCUGAGAUGGUGGGGCGGUCGACCAGAAUUCAUCGAGUCUACGUGGUAUCUCUACCACGCUACGAAGGAUCCUUGGUACCUUCAUAUCGGCGAGAUGGCGUUGCGCGACAUCAAACGCAGAUGCUAUACUAGGUGUGGCUGGGCUGGUCUGCAGGAUGUUCGAACAGGCGAACAAACUGACCGAAUGGAGAGUUUCUUCCUGGGCGAAACUGCAAAGUACAUGUAUUUGUUGUUUGACCCGGACCAUCCUCUUAACACGAUCGACGCACCUUGGGUCUUUACGACAGAAGGUCAUCCGCUGAUCAUCCCAAAGACCAACAGGACAAUCACAAAGCAUCAUCCCGACCGAAAGGAGAAGCAGAUGAGAACGGUGCUGAAAGUUCAAGCGGAACAGUGCCCGAUGCCUCCGGCCUUGCUUCCCCUGACAGUGUCAUCAACUGCUGCCAGGUCAGAUGUCUUUCACGCCGCUUCCCUGGCGCGACUCCAUCUCAUGCCAAUUGGGAACAAACCUGGUGCUCCUUCGCUGGAUUGGGCUUCUGAUCAUCCCAGUGUGACUAUGCUUGGACCUGAAUCUCCAAGCAAUUUCACUUUUUACCCCUGGACUCUGCCUCUCAAUCUAAUUCCCUCAAACGGCUACAGCACCAAAUUGUCCAACAAACCAACCUUUGAUCUUACUUUCCCCACUGUCGCUGGUACUGGUCUUGAGAUUGGAACUCUUCAGAAGAUUGACGGAGGUGUUCUCGUCAACUCAAUUUCCGGGCUGAGAUUUGGUAUGGUAUUAGAAUCACCAGCACCGGAAGAGCACGAGUACAGAAUCUACACUCUCGGUAAUUUUGCGCUUGGACGUGACGAGCACAUUGCAUUGAAUCGGGAUACCUUGUCACAAAUCAAUCCAACAGAUCCACACUUUACGCGUAUGCGCGACGUGGAAGCUAUGGACCUGAUUAUCGAUGUUCCUCAUCCUGAAGAAUCCAUUGUCGAAGCUCUUACGUACAACAACACUGCUUUGAGUGAUCACGUCUUCGACUUCAGUCUCGACAUCGAUCUGGAUGCAUUAGAUGCCACCUCUAUUGGAGUUCUUCCAGAUGCCGACAGUAUAGAUGAUGCGCUUCGUGAUGCAGCCAAACAGCUUCGAUCAAAAUCCACCGCUGCUUUGCCAUCGUCCUCGGAAGCAUCUUCUCGACCGAAGAAAGGCCUGCAGCGCUUCACCACGCCAGCAAUGCUACCUAUAGGGCCUGGCGCUGCUCCAUUACCAGCAGCCAUAGAUUCCUCUCCUGAUCCUCGAAGUCUUUCGACUGGCAACCUUCCUUACACUACCAUCCUCAUCAUUGACUCUGAUCUCUGCAAUUCUUCUCCUAUUCCACUUGAUCUCGUCACGACCCAUACCAUUCUCAUAAUCCGUCGUGGCGGCUGCAGCUUCAGCAAAAAGCUGUCUGCUAUUCCUUCAUUUCCACCUUCCGCCAAAUCUCUGCAAUUGGUCUUGGUCGUAAGUUUUGGAAACGAUCAAGAGACACGACCAUUGGUGGACGAAGUACAAAUGACGCCCAAGGGACUACCAAGACGUCACCCCAUAUGUCUUGCUCUUGUCCCAGGCGGUCAAACUGUUUGGGACACUUUUCUGAGGGGAGCGAAGAUUCCCGGCAUUGGUGUCAGGAGGAGGUAUUAUUUCACCAGCAAUGGUGUGCGGAUUAGCAAUCUCAUUGUCACUUGA
Aureobasidium melanogenum CBS 110374 is the source of this 2973-nucleotide messenger RNA. RefSeq lists its product as uncharacterized. NCBI's taxonomy places the organism in Eukaryota, Fungi, Ascomycota, Dothideomycetes, Dothideales, Saccotheciaceae. Gene Ontology annotation, cellular component: endoplasmic reticulum; membrane. The transcript has 3 exons. Gene Ontology annotation, biological process: mannose trimming involved in glycoprotein ERAD pathway; carbohydrate metabolic process; endoplasmic reticulum mannose trimming. The annotation marks the transcript as partial. Gene Ontology annotation, molecular function: calcium ion binding; mannosyl-oligosaccharide 1,2-alpha-mannosidase activity. The record is from RefSeq and is a predicted model, not a curated record.